CGGAAAUAUAAAAUUGCAAUAACUCUUCCUCCUUCUAUUAUUCUCUGCAACAGCUCUUUAGGGUUUACGGUUUGUGCAAUCUCUAAAGCGAUUUCAAUGGCGGACGAUGAUUAUAACGAAGUUGAUGACUUGGGUUAUGAGGAUGAGCCAGCGGAGCCUGAGAUUGAAGAAGGAAUAGAUGAAGAUGCUGAUAUGAAGGAUAACGACGAUAUCAAUGGAGAGCCUCUUGAAACAGAAGACAAGGUCGAGACAGAACCUGUACAACGUCCUCGGAAAACUUCCAAGUUUAUGACCAAGUAUGAACGUGCACGCAUCCUCGGCACUCGUGCUCUGCAGAUUAGCAUGAAUGCUCCUGUCAUGGUUGAGCUUGAGGGUGAGACUGACCCACUUGAGAUUGCUAUGAAGGAGCUGAGGCAAAGGAAGAUACCCUUCACUAUUAGACGUUACCUACCUGAUGGGAGUUUUGAGGAAUGGGGAGUUGAUGAAUUGAUCGUUGAAGACUCGUGGAAACGUCAAGUUGGUGGUGAUUGAUAUAAAUCUUGUUAUAUUACCCAAAUAUUAAUAUGUAUUGUGCAAGAAGCUCGUUAACUUAUGAUGACGGUUGAUGAAUUCUCUGCUAUGUUGCUCCAAAGUUAAAAUGUAGUUAACCGGCA
Brassica napus (rape) is the source of this 653-nucleotide messenger RNA. RefSeq names its product DNA-directed RNA polymerases II, IV and V subunit 6A. Lineage: Eukaryota; Viridiplantae; Streptophyta; Magnoliopsida; Brassicales; Brassicaceae. The transcript is spliced from 6 exons. Gene Ontology annotation, biological process: DNA-templated transcription. Gene Ontology annotation, cellular component: RNA polymerase III complex; nucleus; RNA polymerase II, core complex. The coding region runs from base 97 to 531 and encodes 144 amino acids. Gene Ontology annotation, molecular function: DNA binding; DNA-directed RNA polymerase activity. The record is from RefSeq and is a predicted model, not a curated record.